AUGGGGGCCAAGGAGCCCCAGUUGGGAGAGGGUUGCGGGCCCAGGUCCCUGCAGCUGGAAGGAUUCACAGCGUACAAAGUCCAGCCAGGCCAAAUGCCCAACCCGUGGGUGCCUAUCAAGCAGUUAUGGAUGUGGGGCCGGAACAAGGGAAGCUGGCACAGAAGGAUACCCAGAUGGGAGGUAUCCCAGGGGAGGACAACAGCGUUGGAUCCCUGGAUGAGAAGGCUGAGGGGAGAAGUAGGAACCUGGCCGGGUCUGAGGUGUGGAUGCUUUCUUGGAAAAUCAGAUUGGUAUUUAAAUGGCGCACUUAGGCAAAUCAUGGAGAGCUUAAAGCCAGGGACUCCCGGCUCCCAGGUCCAACCCGCCUUGCUUCCUCCAAGCCGCACCUGCAUAGUAGCAGAGGCCGCAAGCAUGAUUCUGAUCGCCACGUUCCUGCUCGUGGCUGCGGGGGCUCUCCCCCUGAGAACCCGCCCCUGGCACUGCACCCACCCUCACCACUGCUGUUCGGACAAGGGACGGGGUCCCUACGAGGAGGAGUGGCUGACGUGGAACGGCGUGCCACCCGCUCCCCAGGUCGUCCCCAGCGACCCCGACACCCACCACUGCCAGGCCAGCCAAGACGGGCCCAUCAGCAGCAGAGCCAUCUCCCCCUGGACCUAUAUGCUGGACCGGGACGAGAAUAGACUCCCACAGGACCUGUACCAGGCACGCUGCCUGUGCCCGCACUGCGUCAACCUGCGCACGGGCAGCGGCAUGAACAUGUUGGGCAACUCGGAGCUGCUGUGGCACAACCAGACUGUCUUCUACCGGCGCCCCUGCCGCGACGGGCCGGGCCCGACGGGCCGCUACUACCUGGAGCGCAGCUUCUACCCCGUCUCCUUCGCCUGCGUUUGCGUCCGACCCCGGAUGUUGGUGGCCGCCGCGUAG
Messenger RNA from Tachyglossus aculeatus (Australian echidna), 927 nucleotides. It is a transcript of the gene IL25, whose product is annotated as interleukin 25. The record is from RefSeq and is a predicted model, not a curated record. Gene Ontology annotation, molecular function: cytokine activity. Gene Ontology annotation, cellular component: extracellular region. Lineage: Eukaryota; Metazoa; Chordata; Mammalia; Monotremata; Tachyglossidae.